AUGCAAGGAGUCUUGCUCGCCGUUCUGUAAGUGCUUUUUAUUUCUCAUUGACUUUCAUACGGUAUGCAAAGAGUUGACGUUAUGUGCAGCUGGGAAUUUGACAUUUUAUGAGGAACUUGGAGCAUUUUAGAGGUAUUUUUGGAGAAUGUGGAAAUUAUCAACGGUUAAGGAAAAAUACAUGGCUCCUGGGCCGGGCCGAACAAAAUUUGGGACGGCCGGGACCGGUAAAUUGAGCAUAAAAAAAUAAAUUGUAGCAUUGGUAUUUUCAUAAAGUGCAUGGCCAUUUGCUCUCUUUUGGACAGUGGAUUUUGAACUUGUCGCUAAUUUCGCACAGUGCAAAGCAAGAAAAGCCGGCUGCACUGUAGCAUCCGUUGCUUAUCAAGUUCUCGAAAAAUCCAAAGUGUACCUUCUGAGAAGUACAUCAAUUUUUCAAAUUCUUGUUUUAUCAGUCUGUCGGGAAAAUAACGGCGGAUUGUCGCGCCUCGGAAUCGCCCUUUAUCGCUUUGCGACUUCAAGCCGCGGCUGGGGAUUUGGUGCGCGAUAGCGGCGAGGCGAGACAUUUUGGUGCGACGAUGCGCCGUUAUUUUCCCGACAGACUGAUAUUAAUCCAUUCGCAAACUCGCUGGAGUGAAUUCCGCGACAUGCACUGUACGAAAACAAAAGUUUUCCUUGCACUGUGCAAUAGGCUUUUUUCGGGUGUUGCUCGCGCCUUGACUUUUUCUGGACAGUGUAAACACUCAAAAUUACUUCAGCGACUUUACAAAGGACUAUCAGUCUGUCGGGAAAAACUGAAAGUCAAUUUGAUUUUGCCGCAACACAAUUCAUUUCCUCUGCGGUGAUGAGAUAGAUUUUUGAUGCGAUAGAGUGCUCAUUAUUUUCCCGACAGACUGAUAAUUUUUCGGCGCUGCUUGAAAAGCAUAAGCCGAAAUUUUGACAUUUUGAAAAUCAUCCUUUACUCAUUAUUUUCGCAUUAUUUCCUCUAAAUCCAAAAGGCACCCUCCUCAUCAGUCUUUCAGAUUUUUGUGUUACAAAAGUCAUAACUAAUUUCGCCUUUCCAGAAACCGUAUUUCCGCAAAAAACAUUUGUUUCCAGCUGUAGAAAGUUCAAGUGUUUGUUUUCCCCCAACAAUCUUGUUUUUGACUGUAAAGAUUCUUGCAAAACCAGGAUUUGUUUGCAGGAUUGUCAUAGCAUCAUGUCUCAUGCCGGCAACGGCACGCAGCGUGCAUUUGCGUGAGUUCCUGGCGGCUCGUCACCUGUUCCCGCCCGAGGAGGCGAAUCCGUUGACGAGGCGCUCCAUCGACAUCAGCGAUCUGGAGGAUGCGCUGGAAACAGAGCUGAAGGUAAAGGAGAAUUUACAGAGGAGUUUUUUAUAAAUUUUGUGCACAAAUUGGGCCCAGGCCACAAGUCAAUUAGUGAAAAUCUUAGCUCGCCCUUUACAAGGGCAGUGGAAAUAUUCAAUAAUCUUUUAGGCCGAGAGAGUACGAAAAAUGCGGAGAGCGGUCAGAGAGAAAAACACUUUCUGGCCGUAUCUCUGCGAAUUUCAUCCGGAAAAAAUUGAUUUUUUGUGGAAACAUUACCCUCUAUAGUAGAAUUAGGCAUGCAACGUUUCAUGCCAGAAUUCGAAAAAAAGUUUCAAAUUUUUACCAAACAUAGGAUACGAAAAUUUCAUAUUUUGUCUUCGAAAAUCCAAAAAUGUAAAGCGCGAGCUACUAGUCGUUCCAGAAAGUGAGUGCACUUUUUUUCGCGGCGCACAGUGCAUUUUUCUUCUUUUUGCACUGUGCAAUUGUCGUCGCGCGCCCAAAAUGCGCGGCGACAGAGUUGAAAAAAGCUUAUGUCGCUGCGAUUUUUGAAUUGCACGGUGCAAAAGGUCAAAUGCACAGUGCGGAAAAUUUGCGACGAAAGGUGCACGCACUUUCUGGAACGCCUAGUAGAAAUCUCGCAUUGUUUCAUAGAAAAAUUUUACUUUAAUUUUGGUUUGUUUCGUCCAAAUCUGAACGCCUUGGAAUUUUUCGCUAGUAAAAAAAUUAGGGGAUUUUGUCAUCACCGGGAUUAAAAAAAAGACAAAGUGUUAAGUCUGUAUAAGCCAUAGCUAAAGAGGAUUUAAGAUUGUUUCCACGUAGGCAACCUGAGAAUGAGGCAAAAUACGUUCUACAUUUGAUGUCAUCGCUUCGAGUAACUCACAAGGGAAGUACUCCAAGUGCGACGCUCAGAUUUUCAUUAAAUUUGCACACACGUCGGUUAUGAACUAAAUAUCAAUUCCUGAAAGUUUUAGCUCGCGCUUUGCGCGAGCUCCGCCGAGAUAUCGAACGAUUUUUGCCGGGAGAGAGCACGCUAAACGUGGAGAGCGGUCAGAGAGAAAAGCGCUUUUUGGCCAACUUCGGCAGUUUCGUGCGGAAAAAUUUGAUUUUUUGUAGAAACAUUAUCCUUUACGGUAGAAAUAGGUAUGAAACUUUUCGUGCCGAAAUUCGGCAAAAAGUCCUAAAUUUUCGCCGAUUUUCGAUCUAAAAAUCUCGGUUGUUUCUGCAAAGCGCGAGCUAGGAUUAUCGCAUAUAUCUUAGAAAAAAAAAUUCUAAAUUUGUGCCAAGUUUCAUCAAAAUCUGAGCGUCGCACUUGGAGUACUUCCCCUGUCAGAAAAACGAAAAAUUAGAGCCGCAAAAGAGUAGAAUUUCCAAAAUUCGACCAAAAAAUCACAAAUUACUUAUUUCCUUCCAGGUCCGUCCAAUCACCCGCUCCAUAAUGCUGAAUGAAUCUCCCAUUUCCGCAGCGCAACGGGAGCACCUGAUCCGAUUGAACAAACCCUAUCCAACGCUGCGGGCGUCCUCGUUCGUGGAUCGGAACCUGGCACAAGCCAUGAAAAGCAUCUUGCUCCGCAUCCAAUAA
Messenger RNA from Bursaphelenchus xylophilus (pine wood nematode), 2880 nucleotides. The record is from the annotation of a GenBank genome assembly. Lineage: Eukaryota; Metazoa; Nematoda; Chromadorea; Rhabditida; Aphelenchoididae.